This is a messenger RNA of Clarias gariepinus (North African catfish), 3500 nucleotides long. RefSeq names its product DALR anticodon binding domain containing 3 (gene dalrd3). The record is from RefSeq and is a predicted model, not a curated record. NCBI's taxonomy places the organism in Eukaryota, Metazoa, Chordata, Actinopteri, Siluriformes, Clariidae. Gene Ontology annotation, biological process: tRNA C3-cytosine methylation; arginyl-tRNA aminoacylation. Bases 146 to 1843 code for a protein of 565 amino acids. Gene Ontology annotation, molecular function: tRNA binding; ATP binding; arginine-tRNA ligase activity. The transcript is spliced from 13 exons.
AAAGUUCCGGUGAUAGUGAUUAGCUAGUGAUCGAUGUGCAAAGAACGGAAAGCGUGUGGGUGUCCAUUAGAGGCCUCAUAGCUGUCAUUAAUCUCAGCAGGGUUUCAGCUCAAUGGCUGUUAUGUUUACGGUGUAAACGAGGUGAAUGAUGGAGAGUGCGGAAGCGGCGCCGUUCCGGAUCGGCUCCACAGUCCGGGCGCUGCGGUGUGCUCUGCGGAGGAAAACCGGACACGGAGCCGAGUCAGAACACACCGACAGCGGGGAGAGCAGCACCGCCGAGCGGGACAAGCUCUGGUUUAAAGAGAGCAGCGCGAAAAACCUGCGAAACCGAGACUUCCUGGCGCCUAACACGGUUCUGGCUACGCUUUACUCUGACGGACAGGUUCCUCCGGCUGUUCUAAGGAGUGUUCUCUCUCUCCGCGGAAGUGGUGUGUUACCGCUUGCAGGAUGCGACCUCACAGCAGAGGGGCUGCGUGUGACAGUGGACCGCUGCGCAGCGUUCCGAGGUGUUUUAUGUGGGACGAACGCGUACCUGAGACCCGCCACUCAAAGACAGGGGUGUGUUCUGAUCAACUGCCCUGCACUGCAUGCCAAACAAGCUCCGCCUACUCCAGACACACUGACUCUGGGGCAGCUUCGUACUGUUCUCAUUGCCGACCACCUCGGAGCAGUGCUCCUGAGACAAGGUUAUUCGGUGUCCUUUUGUCCUGCCCUGCCUGAGGAGAGUGACAUCAUGAGCUUUCUUCGAAUCCUUUGCAUCGAUUGGCCCGCAGCGUCUGUGAGCUGGACCUGUGAGCAGAGAGAGGAAAAGAUGCGGAACUCCCUGGAGAGCUGUUCCUACAGAGAGACAGAUGGAGAGAGGGGGAAGAGGGCGAGUAAAGGAGAGGAUGGAGGGAUGACAGAUGAGGUCAGGAUAAAUCUGAAACGAGUGAUGGAGGACGUAGAGGUGCAGGGUUAUGACCCCACUCUUGGCACCUGCACAGUGCAGCGAGAGGCAUUGUGUCACCUGGCUCAACUGGACAGAGCUGUAGAAGACUUUCCUGCAUCCACUGCUACAGUGCUGCAUGUGACUUCCUGUCAGGACGAGUUCCGCCUACAGCAGACCGCUAUGCUUUGGAGAGCUACCAGUGCCAUGGCAACUCAGAGGCUUGUAGUCUGUGGUCCAGUAAAGACUCCAGGAAGUCAAAUGAGCGCAGCUCAGUACCUGCAAUUAAGAAAAGUGCAGAUGAAGGAAGCUUCAGAGAUGAAAUAUGGAGAACAAGUGGAAGGACAGACUUGGGAUGACAUCAUCAGAGUGAUGACCUGUGCCACAGUGCGGUUUGAGCUGCUCUCCACAGCACACACUAGCCCAGUGACUCUCGAUGUACAGCGUGAGGUGGGCGUGUCCACAAAGGGUCCAAGGGGAGGAGUCUUUGUGAUGUAUAACUGUGCGAGACUACACACGCUGUUCAGCAGCUAUGAAAAAGGCGUGGAGCAAGGCAUCUAUCCCGAAAUCCCUGCCGGCACAGAGUUGGAUUUUUCCUCUCUAAAAGAGGAGGGGGAGUGGCUUCUUCUUUUCAAUUACCUCAUUCCAUUCUCGGAGCUUCUGGACCAAUCAGGACAGACACUGGAGUUGGAAGGAGCAGGAGCCAGAGUUAAUUUAAGAACAGAGCAGGUCUGCAGAUUCCUGGUGUCCCUCAGUAAAGACUUUAGUUCCUAUUAUAACAGGGUCCAUGUUCUUGGGGAGCCGUUACCUCAUCUUUUUAAUCAGAUGUUUUGCCGGCUGUUGUUGCUGAAGGCUUUGAGGGAACUUUACCACAGCGCCUUGGCUUCAUUAAAUCUGCCCCCGAUUCCACAGCUAUAGCCCCGGGCCAUUUGACCCCCCAGUACGUCGAAACGAACACUCCGUAUUACAUAGAAAUGUGCCUGGAAUGUUUAAACAAAAAUGACUAAGAAUAUACCUGGAAAUUGCUCCAAAUCUUCUAUGAUCAUCCAGAAACACACCAAGAAGUAUUAAACAAGUUGUCCUGAAGUAAUGUAAUACACUGCCUGGCCAAAAACAAAAAAAAAGCUACUAUUUUAAACCGGUCAAAUUAUUGGUUUGCAUUAAGCAAAGAGAAUUACGGCCUAUUAAUUUAUUAAAACAUGGAAGAAUAAUGCUGAACCAUAAUUUGAUUACGUUAAUGCUUGCAUAGUAAAAAAAUAACCAGUAGAAAUCACAGUUAUGUUUAAUAGUGAAAGUAAAAGCAUUUUUCGCACAUGGUGCACCUUGAACUCCACUUAAUAAUAAACAAGAAAACCACUUGUUAGUAAGACUCGGUGAAAAAAAAAAGGCUUAAAUUUAUUAGAAAGCAAUGGGAAAAGGUCAUGGGGUCAGAUGUGUUCGGAAUGACCCAUUUCCAGAAUGAUGGGCACUUCAGGGUAAGAAAGGAAGUAUAUGAAGCGAUGCAUCCAUCGUGCAUACCGCUCAAUGUACGAACAUCUGAAUGUAGUGUUAUGACUUGGGGUUGCUUCAGUUGGUCAGGUCUGGAGUCAGUAAUGUUAUGUGGCAAUAAAACAAAGUCAGCCGAAUGAUUUUUUUCUUCCAUUAUGGCACGUGUAUACGCCAGGACUCAAGUUGUGAAAGAGUGGUUCUGGGAGCAUGAGGAAUCAAUUUCCUGCACAUGGCAUGCCAUAAUCCAAGCUAAAGGAGAUUGAAUGAAAUAUUAGUGCUGUUUUUUUUCUUCUUUUUUUUUUUUUGGUCAGACUGUGUACUUGCUCUGGUUUCUUUAUCCUUUAUUUCCUUUAUCCCAAACUAUAAUAUUUAAUACAACUAAAAAAGUCUGAAUUUCUAUCAGCAAUUGUCUGCAGAAACCACAUAACAACCACAACAAAAUUUUACACAAUAAUAAAUACUGCACCCUAACUGUCCUUUGUUAUUGUUAUGUGUUUCCCUUUACACCACAGUCUCUGUUGUGCUCGUUUUACUAGUUCCUUGUUUCUAUAGUAACGCCUCAUUAACAGGGAGUUGUGUAGUGUAAGUUCCACACGCAAAGUUUAACAAUAAACAGGUUUCGAAAUGUGUUGUAUAUAUUAAAAAAAAAUUGUCCAUUCAUUGAUGUGAUGCGGUUUGCUGUAAAUGGAGGUUCAUUUUGCAAAAUAUAAUAUUGAGAGUGUUAGAGCUUUUUGACCAUCUGCAUAAUUUUGGUCUUAAUUACUUUAUGAUAAAGUCGGGGAAAAAAACAGGCUGCUGAUGGAAUGCACUGGUACAUCUUUUAAAAUUUCCUCUUGCACAACUUUUUCAGUAUUCUUGGUGCAGUUUUUGUACUUCUUGGUGCUUUUUAUCUCACUUGUCCUUGUAUUGUGAAUGAGAACUUAACACAUAAACACUGAUCAACACUUACAGUUGUGCAUUAAAGAAUAGGGUUUCAAUAAUGUGUAAUAAACUGUAUUUACAGUGCAAUCGGAAAGUACUUAAAGUGCAUCGCUUUUUCCAUAUUUUAGGUCACAGCCUAAUUCUAAAAUGGAUUCAUUUAAUUUUU